Messenger RNA from Pyrenophora tritici-repentis Pt-1C-BFP, 1502 nucleotides. Its product is annotated as FabG, Dehydrogenase with different specificities (related to short-chain alcohol dehydrogenase). Gene Ontology annotation, cellular component: intracellular anatomical structure. Gene Ontology annotation, molecular function: oxidoreductase activity, acting on NAD(P)H, oxygen as acceptor. The record is from RefSeq and is a predicted model, not a curated record. Lineage: Eukaryota; Fungi; Ascomycota; Dothideomycetes; Pleosporales; Pleosporaceae.
AGAUUUAAUCAUCAUCACACCGCCGCGAAGUGCAUCCGACAGCGGAGCAUCUGUACUUUUUUCUCGUAUUUCGACACGCCUUGUCUUGGGCAAGUAUAACUACUGCGACACCCAACUUGGCUUUUGUCCCUUAUAGCAAUCAUGUUCAGGUCCCAAGUCUUCCGACAGGUAGCCCGCACGACCACAGCGCAGCUCCCUCGUGCAGCCUUCCGCUCGGUCCGGCCAGCUGUUCCUUCAAUUCGACAAUUCACAUGCUCGCCUAGUCGUCUUGACAAAGACCACAACAACGAGGACGAUGUCAAUGCGGCCACAACAUCGGGCGAGCCUGGCGAGAGUGGAGAACAUGAGGGCCAGUAUGCACGAACCCGCGACGACAUCGUGGUAGAAUACCCCGAAGAGAAGGACCUGCCACCUUCAAACCCCGUCGUGGGCCGAGGAGGUGAGCACUUCAAGCGCACUCUGGCCUCCUUCUCCAUGGAGGGAAAGGUGGCAGUCGUCACUGGUGGUGCUCGAGGCUUGGGCUUAGUCAUGGCCCAGGCUUUGGUGACUUCGGGAGCUGAUGUAGCCAUUGUCGACAUGAACAAGGAGGAGGGUGAGCGCUCGGCGCAGGGUCUCAUUGACAUCUUCAAGAAGGAAAACCCUGGAUCCUCAAAAGUUCCCAAAGUUACAGCUCAUUUCUGCGAUGUCUCGAGCCCAACCUCUGUCAACCAAUCAUUCGCAGAGAUCUUGAAGAAGCACGGCAAGGUGGAUAACCUUGUUACGUCUGCUGGCUUCACCGAAAACUACGAUGCCAUCUCGUACCCCCACGACCGCAUGCAAAAGCUUUGGGGCGUCAAUGUCGACGGUACCUAUUUGUAUGCUGUGGCAGUGGCUAAACACCUCAUGGAGAGGAAGGCUCCCGGAAGCAUUGUCAUGAUUGGCAGCAUGUCUGGUGCCAUUGUCAACGUCCCGCAACCCCAGGCUCCCUACAACGCCGCCAAGGCAGCUGUACGCCAUCUGGCAUCUAGUUUGGCCGUCGAGUGGGCAGGUGCAGGCAUCCGUGUGAACUGCAUUUCUCCCGGAUACAUGCUUACCGCACUAACCAAGAAGAUUCUUGACGACAACCCAGACCUGCAGAAGCAGUGGACUUCGCUGAUCCCUGUCGGUAAAAUGGGACGUCCCGAGGACCUAAUGGGUGCCGUCACCUUCUUGUCCAGUGAUGCCAGCUCCUAUGUUACCGGAGCGGACCUCCGAGUGGACGGCGCGUACACUUGCACGUAAACAGAGGCGCAAAACUAGAGUGGGAAGAUGCGAGUAGCGUUGCGACAUUGAUGCUGGGGUGUGAAUAGACGAUGAUGCAGCUAUGCGAAGUUGGCCAGUAAAGGCAGGACCAGAUACCGGCGUUGGUGCGAGGACAAUGUGCAAGGCAUGACACAACUUUAAGCCUUCACCUAGUGAAGGUCAGCAAUGUACCAAAUGUAAAACCAAAAACUAGCUCAGUAAUGCAAAAAGUGUCUUGGUCG